CACUGCUCUUCCGUCUAUUUUGGGAAUCCUUAGUCAGUGUAUAUAUAGUGAGUCAGCGUUGGUAUCGGAAAUUCAUGCUACGAUCAUUUCAUUCUGCACUGUGAAGAGACAGAGAAUUCUCUCAAUCCUUUACCUAGCCAACUACAGGAUCUCCCUCUUUGCCACAUCAAUUCGAGACCUGUGACUCAGACUUGUAGCUCAUAGCAAGAGAAAGCUCAUAACUGUUUGUAUGUCAGCCGAAAACGGUCGCAAAAAGAUGGAGACUCAGUUCUACGAAGAUGCACAUAACCCGUGGCUGAGCAAGAAGAAAUGCAUGACUCUGGAUCUGGACACGGGCAAGCGCAAACUUACGGCUGCUGUGCUGUCGACUCCAGACGUUCAGAUGCUCAAACUCGCUUCUCCUGAACUCGAAAAAAUGAUUAUUUCUCAGCAAGGCAAUAUUUGUACUACACCAACGCCUACUCAAUUUAUCUGCCCGAAAAACGUUACCGAAGAGCAAGCCGCCUUCGCCCAGGGUUUCGUCGAGGCGCUCCAGAGCCUCCACCAGCGGAAUGAUUCGGGGGACUCCGAGUCCGUGGUGAGCGAUGAUGAAUCGUCGGUUGACCAGCUGGACCUAAGUGAUCCAACAACGACCUACCAGCAGCAGGUCCUCAACCCCCAUACCACCAUCUCUAGCAUGACCACAGCUGCGACAUCGAUUUACAACCCUGCAAUGCCUACUACAACUACACUGCCUGGAUCAACCGUUAGCCUUUCAUCUCGUAAUUCUAUGCCCACUGACUCUACAGCCAUCACACGUGGAUGGCAGACGAAUGUUGAACAUAUCAAACAAGAACCUGUGUGCGAAGAGCCCCAGACCGUCCCGGUGUACCACGCCACCGCUAACCCACCCAUGUCCCCCAUCGAUAUGGAAACACAAGAACGCAUCAAGGCUGAGAGGAAAAGGCUCAGGAAUCGAAUCGCCGCCAGUAAAUGUCGUAAGCGCAAGCUUGAGCGAAUUGCCAGGCUGGAGGAUAAAGUGAAGGACCUGAAAACGCAAAAUUCAGACUUGACGACAACGGCAACCAAGCUUCGUGAACAAGUUUGUGCUCUUAAACAGAGUGUGAUGGAACACGUAAAGAGUGGAUGUCAAGUUAUGUUGGCGCAACAACUGGCAUUUUAAUCUGGAAUAAUUGCAAAUGAUUUUGAAACAUUGACAUUCAUACAUGUAGCUGAAAAUGGUGAUCUCUACAGACUAUUUGACUUUUGAGGCCUGUGAAACAAACAUUACUGUGGAUGUGGACUUUGAAUUUGCAUUCAUAUUCUUUGAGAUUUUAAAAAUUACCUAGAAGACAUGUAUAUGUAUUAAUGUAUUUUACUGUGCUGGUUUUGCAGUUCCCAAAAUUAUAGUGCUGAUACAAAAUUACUUUCAUUCAGUAGUCCCGACCUGGUUAUAUCCAAAAUUACCAGAAAUUUGGGGCAGGAUCCCCAGUAUUCCUAUUUCUGAUUUUCAAAUAUCUCAGUCCAUGAUGUUCAUUGUAUGGAAUUGAUAAUUAUCUGCAUUUAUCACUCUCUGUGUAGGUACAUGUAUAACAAUGCAGAGCAAAUUGAGAAUUGUAAACUUGUUUAUUCCGCCCAGUAAGAUGAUUUGAUAAUCCCAUCAUACCUAAUGACAAAUUGUCUUUUAGCUUGCCCAGUAAUUUUGAGUCAGUACUUUGGUAACAGUUAUUUGGUGUAAACUUAUAAUGCCCAAAUUUUAAUUGUACUUGUCCAUGCUUAGUCGUUUGAAGUCCAGUGUAGUAGGAUGGUCCUUAAUUCAAAAGAAAAAUGGGAAGGGAAGUCGAAUAAUUUUUUGUGAGAAAUUUUUGGAAGGAAAUGUGAGGAAUUUAUAAAGUUGUACAUUGAAAUGGUUUAUGAUGUGAAUAUUCGUAUGAAAAAUAUUUGUCUUUCAAAGAAACAUACUGGUUUUGAGAAUUUAUUUCGAACAGAAGGUAUGGUCUUGUGUCAUAAAUUUCUUGUUUUUCCUCAGAUUUUAUUUUUUACCAAUUGUACAUUUGACGAAAGCAUUGUGUGCAAGGAAAUAAUCAGCUUUCUUUAUUUUUUUAUUUUUUGCUUGUAAUGACCACUGACCAUCAGAAAUGGCUGCAAAUGCAAUGUAGCUCAUCUGUGUUAUGAAUUUAACAGCUCACACCAUUGGGAGGCCAAAUAAAAUAUUUCCUACUUGCUUGCACAUUACUGCACCAAAGCUUUUAGACUCUUAACUUACAGUAAAAGUUACGCAUUUUGAUUUACGACACCUGUGGUCGGUAUUUUGUUUAUUUUUGUAUUUACCAAUGCCGCCAUUCUUGCAAUACAACUUCAGACAGAUAACAUUUUGCCUGACAAGUCUAUGACAUAGGCAUAAACAGAAAGGUUGUGAUUCUUUUAAUUAUAGGCAAUCCAUGUAUGAAGGCAAAAUAUGAAACACUGCUGAAGAAUAAUCUGUUAUGAAAUUGUACACGAGUUUCUUUUCACCCAUUAUUCACAUGCUAGAUUCUGGAACAACGUUUUUUU
This is a messenger RNA of Lytechinus variegatus (green sea urchin), 2532 nucleotides long. RefSeq names its product transcription factor AP-1-like. Gene Ontology annotation, biological process: regulation of cell cycle; regulation of cell population proliferation; regulation of transcription by RNA polymerase II. The record is from RefSeq and is a predicted model, not a curated record. Gene Ontology annotation, molecular function: RNA polymerase II cis-regulatory region sequence-specific DNA binding; transcription factor binding; DNA-binding transcription factor activity, RNA polymerase II-specific. The transcript has a single exon. NCBI's taxonomy places the organism in Eukaryota, Metazoa, Echinodermata, Echinoidea, Temnopleuroida, Toxopneustidae. Bases 230 to 1162 code for a protein of 310 amino acids. Gene Ontology annotation, cellular component: transcription regulator complex.